CACGCUGACAAUCAUUCGAAGCUCACUCACGACAACGCGUUCGCGUUCGUCGCUUCGUUCUAAGAUAAACCCACGCACACGUUCACUUAGGGAUCUCCUCUGGCUGUCUCGGCUGCAUGUGUAGAUACCGCUUAGAUUACACACAUCUCGUCGUUGUAUCGAUAUUCGUAAUAAGAGUAGCGUACGUGUAAUUUUACAUGUGUAUGUAUAUGUCGUCUAGCUCGUAAGUAGAAUCCAGUCUGCUUGGUGUACUCGCGUACGUACGACACCAAAGUUUCUCGCGAGCCUUGGCGAGUCAAAGAUUUACUCUCACCGCGCGCGUCUCACGUCCGAACGAUUACGCUUGGAGUCGAUUACUAUCGAUCGCCGUAUUCUGAUCGAGAUCCGCGAUACCGAUUGUCAAUCGAACGUUUACUCUCUCGUCGCUGCUCUAUUGAGAUCGGCUCUCACCGUCUCUCUCUCUCUCUCUCUCUUUCUUUCUCUCAUAACGAAAACACGUGCAUCGGUCGAUCCACCGAGCGAAGAAGAGAAAAUAUAACGGUUGGUCGAGCGUCCUGUCCUAAGGGAAGGACGACGAGGAAGCAACGAAAAUAAGAGAGACACGAGGAAAAGCGGUGUCCCUGAACGGGGACCGGCGGGAGGAGAACAAGGGCGGGUGCUGGUUCAAGCUGUGGUGGCCCACGUUUGAGUGGAAUCGCUCGUGCAAAACGGAAACUCGCUACCAGGCCGUUUCGCUGGAACGCGCGCAGGAACGCGCUCGUACCCUUUGGAGCCUGCAGCAGUCGUUUGCGGCCGCGGCGCAUCGCGGACUCUUCUCGUAUCCUCCUACGAGCAAGUCCUGGCUCGCGGAGACGUUCAUCGACGCUGACGAGGCACGUUCCCCCAUCACCACGUAUUUUCAUUCGUACCCGUUCGUCCCGGGUGGUGCGGUGCCCCUGCCCCCGCCCCUGCUAAACGGCAUUAACAAUCCGGCGGCAGCAGCGAUCACCCCGGGGCUAGUGGGACAUCUUUUCGGUGCUCAGCAGGCUUGCAAUCUCGCCUGCACCUGCUCUUGCAACAUCGUUACUAACUGCAACCCCCAUCAUCAUCAGCAUCACCAGCAGCAGCAGCAGCAGCAGCAGCAACAGCAGCAGCAGCAGCAUCAUAGGACACUCGGUACCACGGCGGUCCUACUGCAACCAGUUGAUCAUAUCAAAGACACUAUGGUGAGUGUCCAGGAAUUCCAGUACCCACGCGGGACGGGCGCGUCCCUGACGAUGAGGGGUAGCGACGAGCUUCUGUCGCAAAGCGGGGCAGUCAGCAAUGGUGCUUCAAUGAGUCCUCAACCACAUCACGCAGCCGACAACAACAAUGACGCUAAGAAAGUUAAGCUCGACAAGAGUCACAGCGGCAAACCUUCCCGAGUCAUUCAUAUCAGGAACAUACCUAACGAGGUGUCUGAGGCGGAGAUCAUCCAUCUGGGUCUGCCCUUCGGCCGCGUCACCAAUGUCCUCGUCCUCAAAGGAAAGAAUCAAGCAUUUUUGGAAAUGGCGGAUGAGAAUGCUGCGGCGACAAUGGUGACCUACUACGCUUCUGGCAUGGCGCAACUCAGAGGCAGAGCGGUGUACGUGCAGUUCAGCAAUCACCGUGAACUCAAGACGGACCAAACGCACUCCAACAACGCGGUCAGUAGCCCAACAAAUGAUGUCGCCAACACUUCUGAGAAUUCGAACAGUCAGAUCGUGAUUCCUGGGCAAAAUCAGAUCACCAGUGCCGGCGAGACUCAAGGCGGACCCAACACGGUUCUUCGAGUCAUCGUCGAACACAUGCUUUAUCCGAUAACCCUCGACAUUCUGUACCAGAUUUUCACGCGCUUCGGCAAAGUUCUGAAGAUCGUCACCUUCACAAAGAACAGCUCCUUCCAGGCACUAAUACAGUACGCGGACAUGCUGUCGGCGCAGACCGCUAAAUUCUCGCUCGACGGGCAGAAUGUCUACAAUUCCUGCUGCACGCUGCGCAUAGACUACAGCAAGAUGCAGAAUCUCAAUGUCAAGUAUAACAACGACAAGUCCCGGGAUUACACCAAUCCGAAUCUUCCGACCGGUGAUGCGAAUCUGGACGCGGCGUCGCUCGCCCUCGGCGGUGAGUUGCUGCCCCAAUUGCUGAUGGGCGCCGGCUCCCAGCCGCGUGCCAGAAUACCUGUAGAGUCCAUUGCAGGGGCACCGGGUGUGCUUCCCACGCCAUUCGCGGCCAUGCACGGCCUUCCGUCGCCCCUGGCCGGUCCGUACAACGGCGUACCUCCGGCCGGAGGGCUCGCCGGCCUCGGCGGAUUUCCUCUCGGCGCGGCCGGUCUGGGCGUGCGGGUGCAAGGAAGCGCGCAAGCGUCGGCCGUGUUGCUGGUCAGCAAUCUCAACGAGGAGAUGGUCACGCCUGACGCUCUCUUUACCCUGUUUGGCGUUUAUGGGGAUGUACAGCGUGUGAAGAUCCUCUACAACAAAAAGGACUCGGCACUAAUACAGAUGGCCGAACCUCAUCAAGCGCUCUUAGCGCUGACUCAUAUGGACAAGUUGAGAGUAUUUGGAAAGCAGAUCAAAGUAAUGCUCAGUAAACAUCAAACGGUCCAAUUGCCAAAGGAGGGACAACCAGACGCGGGUCUUACAAAGGAUUACACUAACAGCACUCUUCAUCGAUUCAAGAAACCCGGCUCGAAAAAUUAUCAAAACAUCUAUCCGCCGAGCGCGACCCUGCAUUUAUCAAACAUUCCAGCUACGGUAGCUGAAGAGGAGAUCAAGGAAGCUUUUACCAAGAACGGCUUCACCGUGAAAGCCUUCAAGUUCUUCCCGAAGGACAGGAAGAUGGCUCUCAUACAGAUGCCUAACAUGGACGAUGCCGUGGCUGCGCUGAUCAAAAUGCACAACUACCAGCUCAGCGAGUCCAACCACCUCAGAGUGUCAUUCUCCAAGAGUAACAUCUAACAAGAAUCACCACUCCACGAGCAGCAGUGGUACCAGCCCUAUGCCCUAGUUCCCCUUUGGUCACCCGUUUCGGUCUACGACUGAUGGUCCCGCAGUUGAAACCCGCUCAGGUGCUCGUGUCCAUUCCUACGAGGGUCGCGACGCUGUUGUUGCCGACUGCACUGCAUACGAGACCUAUUUACGGAACUGCAUCGCGCAUUUGUACUCCGGAGUAACACAGGCAACAAGUGGACGGGCGUUAACCUUGUCCAAACGAGCUUAGAAUGCUUUCGACCCUGUCCUUGGUGCUGGGACGUCUUUACGGCGUGAAUAUUUCCGCAUCCGGUUGAUCCUGUCGACUCGAGGGUUGCUAGGGUGUUUUGUGAUGUACCAGGGCUGCGAGUAGAACCAGCAGCAGAUGAAUUCGCGACGGCCUUCUGGAAAGUAGUUUCCGGUGCUGGCUUUCGAAUAUAGUUUUAACGUGACAAUUUCGAGAUUUUAUAAUCUUGGAAACAGAAAUGAAUGAUAAUGUGCCCGUUUAAAAUUGUUCAUGGCGCAGAUUGUGGAAAGGGAAAGAGAAAAAUUAGGAUUUGAUCGAUCACUUGUGAAAGCCAGGAUCGUUGCGUCAAAAGAGACAUAGAGAUAUAAAAAAAAAGAGAGAGAGAGAGAGAAAGAGAGAGAAGCAGAUGACACGAAGAGCCUAGCAUCUGUAGGCAUGCAGCACAUGGUAUGAGGAAUUAAGAUUGAAUAGGAGCGAGUUAACGUUAGAGAAGCUAACAUACGUUAUUAUACAUAAAAAAUUCACGAUCGCGCGGUCCGGACCGCUACACUGAUUACGAUUAAGGAUUUUUCAAAGUUGCGUGGAUACUAGAGUGACCAUUUCGCGAUAAAACGCGCACGACGGCGUUCGUAUAUCGGUUCGAAGGCAGAUCUCCGCGUCAUCGGUGUUUGUUCGACGAGCGGACAAUGAUUGCGAAAGAGAGGAGAGGAAGCCAGACCCGAGAAAAUCGGCGAGGCUUCUGCCCGAUGAUCGUCGUACUCGUCGUACGAUCACGCGCGCGACGCGGCGGCCGACAACCCACAGCAGCGUUUUUCCGCGAGACAAUCUUCAUUCUACUGACGACCAAACAAACGCGCGAUCGAACGUACUUUUUCGUGGCUUCCGUUCCGUUCAAGGGCGAGACAAUAUGAUCGAUAAUGUUUUGAGGAUCGAGUACGACGGGAACGGGCGUAUGUUAAUGAUCGAGCGUCUUAAGUAAGAAAACCGCCAAUGUCACGGGACCCUUGCAGGCUUAAGGUACUACUAAUUCCGCCGACGAACCGAUCGAUUUUGCAUUGAUGAUAAAGCAAGAUGAAAAACGAAGGAAAAAAGAAAAAAAAAAAAAAGAGUUGAAGCGAUUGCAUCAUCCGUCUUCAAAAUUCUUCCGGACUCGUUUUUUGUGAGUGACGUUUUUCACAGUAGGUCGAUCCGUUCGUAAGGCGGAAGCAAAGCAAUUAUCAAAGUCGUUGCGUUCUGAGAGCUACUUUAUUAGACGGACUCCGCACCGAACGUAUCCGACCCGCUCGACUUACGUUUACGCUUCUUCGAGGGCGGGUCUCUCGCUCUCGGGGACACUUCCAGUAUUCUCGACUGUCCGGCGAAGUCGAACGCUUCUUUAAAAAGGGGUCGAGCUGGGCCUGAUCGUUCGGCUGAGACGAGUUCGCCGCUCUGAGGCCCGCGCGGCGCGACUGCGCGCAUCGUCGUACGGUCGUCGACCUCGAGUGUGCAUUUUUAUAAUUUGUACGUUUUAGUUUGUGGACUAUAUCGCAUAAGUAUUAUCGCACCCGCACACGUAUACGCGUCUUUGCGAGACCGUAUGGUUAUGCAGUUACAUACACACACAUACACACAACACAUACACACACACACACACACAUAAUACACACGCAGAUACGAUACAUACAUCAUCACGUACGCGCCGCGCACGAGAUAAAUGUUAUCGACCGCCCUCUGAUUUAUAUACACACAUAUACACACACGUACAAGUGAAUACGCAAGAUUUCUUAGUAGAAUAGAUGCUUAGGCAUGUGUUAGGAUCUUAAUCGUAUAGUAAGCGACUAGAUAAGUAAUUGACUAGGAGAGGAAGGAGUGAGAAUCGUUGAACAUAUCGCUAAUUAAAAAGUUUGCAACCGUGCGGAGCGCGUGCGCGCGAGAAGUUUCUAUCAUUUGCAGCGAAUCGGCGGGUACUACUCGAAAUGCCUCGAGGACGAUUCACGUCAAUGGAUGAUAUCUACGCGAACGGAGAAAGAUAUCCUCUCCCUCUCUAAGCCAAAAAUAGAUCCAUCGCGACCCACAAUCUGCCCCGCCGAGAGUUCCUGUUAUUCAAAGCAUUCCUUCGAUAAUCGACUUCGGUUGUGAGAGGGUGCCCCGUAAAAAAUAAGAGAGUAUUUCAAGCAAGUGCCGAAAGAUAAUUAGCGUCCGAAGAGAGAUGAAUUUAUUUGCAAUCUUUGAAUUCUAAUUAUCUGAGGAAAGGACGGAAAGCGUCAGAUUCGAAUCGAGUGAGAACGAAAAAAAUUUUAUAGCGACAUGCAAGAUUAUUUAUAAAUUGAUCGGAUCAGUUCUUGAGGAGCUUGAGGUGUUCUCGCCGAGAAGUCGCGCGAAGCAGAAGAUGCCGUUAGACGAAGGCGAGGAUUCUCGGUGUCGCUUUUAUCAGAAGAUGAAAAUUGUCCACAAUUAUAAUAACGUACCGCGCGCGCCCCGGCGAAACCCGUAGCUUUUUGUCUGAUCGAUGUUCUGUUGAAGUCAAUUAAAUUUUACUGAUAUAACAUAACUGAUUGUAGGGAGAAGUAGGGAGAGGAAGGCAGAGGCGCGUGUUAGAAAGAGCUUGUACAAUGGCGUAACUGAGUGAGCGAGCGAGCGAGAGAAAAAAAUUGCGCGAGUGCGAGAGAGAGAGAGAGAGAGAGAGAGAGA
Messenger RNA from Linepithema humile (Argentine ant), 5883 nucleotides. The record is from RefSeq and is a predicted model, not a curated record. Lineage: Eukaryota; Metazoa; Arthropoda; Insecta; Hymenoptera; Formicidae.